Molecule: messenger RNA, 1591 nt
Organism: Zonotrichia albicollis (white-throated sparrow)
Lineage: Eukaryota; Metazoa; Chordata; Aves; Passeriformes; Passerellidae
Source: RefSeq, a predicted model, not a curated record
GACUGUGAGCAUCCCAGGAGGAGCAGCCUGUCCUGGAGGUUCUGUGGCUUGCCAAGGCCAGGGGCAUCAUCUCCUUCGUCAGAAGCAGAGAACAGUGGUUCUUCUUCCAUGAGACCAAAGAAAGAGUCUUUGGGAGCUCACUGCUCAUCUCCAUCCACAGACAAUUCUGUAACCCCAGGAAAUGACUUUUCUGUUUCUUCCUGUGCAAAGACCAGAUCAAAACUACAAUGGGACAAGAAAAUAGCAAAGUCCCUCGCCAUAAUUGUCUGUGUGUUUGCCAUUUGCUGGGCCCCAUACUCUUUACUAGUGAUUUUCCGUGGGCCCUGCCAGGGAACUUGUGUCCAUAACUUCCUGUAUGAAGCAACGUUUUGGCUUUUGUGGAUCAAUUCCUCUUUGAACCCAUUUCUUUACCCUCUCUGUCAUGUUAAAUUUCGAAUGGCUUUUCUGAAAAUUCUAUGUCCCAAAAAGUUUGCAACAUUAAGAUCGAGUUCUUUUUAGAAAAAAGAAAAACAAGGUCCAAGAGGAGGUGGAAGAGGGACGUAAGUAGCCACUGUUUGAAAUUAGAUUUAGUCUUUUCCAGGAGAUUAAACUAUUUGGAGAAUCUAUACAAGCCUUCUGUGAAAUGUCUUCCUACAGACAAAUGUGCAUGACCAAGGUUUGUGUACUUUUCCCAGCUAUUUGAAUUGAUCAGGUAAAAGCUAUUGCCUCUGUCUGACUUUCCCAAGUAGUCUACCCACAAUAUCUUAAUUCUGAUUGCUGAAAAUGUUGUCUUCAAUUGCAGUACCUCUUAUAUUUGUGUUCACGGGUGAUAUUAGUUAAAAAUACAAUAAAGUUAUAUAUUACCCUUAGGGUCAAUAGUAUUCUACAGUUGCUAUCUUCUCUGUUCUACUUCUUUUAAACAAUUUGCAUUCAGAACCCGAUUUUUGCCUAUAUGAAACAUCCAAUGAAGUUACGAUAUUUGUUGCCAGGCACAUAACAGGAUUACUUCCUUUCACUAAAGGUUUUUGGCCAUCAGAAGCAAAGAGGAACUACUUUCAAAAACUUGGAUGUAUGUGUUCUCUGCAGAAGGACGUUGCUCACUAUAUUUGUUCAGAUGCAGCAGUAGAGAAUUCAGGUGUGUAAAGCAUUUAUGUGGAUGUCCAAGUAUUCUGCAAGAAACCAGCCUUCUUCAGAUGUAGUUUUGAGAAAACAUAGAAACAGAAGUGUUUGUUCUUACUCCUUGGGGGAAAAUGUCCAAUUCUGUUUCUGUUACAAGCCCUCAGCUGGAGGCUGUGAUAAACAGUAUAUUUCUUACACACUGUGUAAGGCUGUGUUUGUUUUUCUGCAUGAGCCAGGAAAAUGGCUGGCCUGGAUGGCUGCCUGUAGUAGUAUGUGUGGUGAGAGCUGAGACAGCUUGGAAGUGAUCUUCUUUCAAUACACACUUUCCAUACUCUUAAGGACUAUUUACUUGCAUGGCUCUGGAAUUAUCAGGUAUUAACUUCUCUACAAAAUAAACAGGCAUAACUUUAAAAUGUAAAUAAUUUCUUUUCAUCACAUGGUCAGUAAGUAUAAGACUAGGAAAUAAAUGGAAGAAUAAAAACUAAAGAAAUGU